This is a messenger RNA of Drosophila grimshawi, 2591 nucleotides long. RefSeq names its product branched-chain-amino-acid aminotransferase, cytosolic (gene Bcat). Gene Ontology annotation, biological process: L-valine biosynthetic process; L-leucine biosynthetic process. The record is from RefSeq and is a predicted model, not a curated record. Bases 354 to 1691 code for a protein of 445 amino acids. Gene Ontology annotation, cellular component: mitochondrion. Gene Ontology annotation, molecular function: branched-chain-amino-acid:2-oxoglutarate transaminase activity. The transcript is spliced from 6 exons. NCBI's taxonomy places the organism in Eukaryota, Metazoa, Arthropoda, Insecta, Diptera, Drosophilidae.
GCUGUCCACAAGUUGCAAUUGCACGCAAAUUAAUAACAAAGAGAAUAUUAGCAGUCCCGAAUCAAGACUCCACAUACAUAUAUAAUUUUAUAUAUACAUAUUUUUUUUUGUCGUCUAUGCAAUAAUUUGAUUCUCCCUGUUUGCGACCCAUAGAAAAAAGCGAUCUUAAAACAAAGUGCAAAAGAGAAAUAAAAACAGUUGACAAAUACAUCUAUAUAAAAUAUAUAGAACAUAAGCAUAAGUCGUGUGUGUGCGUGUGUGAGUGUGUCGGCGAGCCGGAAAAGUGUGCAACGCUUUUCCUUACAUUUGUUUUGUUUUUUAUUUUCGCGCGCUCUCGCCAAACGUUUACGAACAUGACGACCAAAAUGGCCAUAAAUGCAAAGGAUAUAUUCCGCAAUCAGCAUCGUUUGAUACGCUUCAUCGAGCAAUCGAUUCGCCUGUGCAGCAACCAAUCUCUGAAGGCGGCCCAGCAACAGCAGCAGCAGGAGAAGAGCACGACGGCUGACUUUGAGAUUAGUGCGUCGGUGAAUACACAAUAUACACAUGCACCGGAACCGAUCAAGCACAAUAAGGAUCUGGGUGAUCUGUUCAAGGCAUCACAGAUGUCGGUGCGUCUGGCGACGCCGCAACAAUUGCACACAAAACCGGAUAACGAUGAGGAACUGGGAUUUGGCAAACUCUUCACGGAUCACAUGCUCAAGAUCUACUAUCACAAGAGCUUGGGCGGCUGGCAAAAGCCAGAGAUAACGCCACUCGAGAAUCUAGUCAUGCAUCCGGCCGCCAAGGUGCUACACUAUGCCGUCGAGCUCUUUGAAGGCAUGAAAGCGUAUCGUGGAGUCGAUGGCAAAAUUCGCAUCUUCCGGCCCGACAUGAAUAUGGCCCGAAUGAAUUUGGCCGCCCAGCGUUCCGGCUUGCCCACCUUUGAGGGCAAAGAGUUUGUCAAGUGCCUGUCCCGUCUGCUCUCAAUUGACUCGGAGUGGGUGCCCCACACGGAGGCCGCCAGCUUAUACAUACGCCCCACACUGAUUGGCAUCGAUCCCACAUUAGGUGUUGCUUCCUCAGAUUCGGCGCUGCUUUAUUCCAUACUCAGUCCGGUGGGCAGCUACUUUAAGACGGGCUCGGGCGAUGGCGCCGUUUCCUUGCUGGCAGAUCCCAGCUACACACGUGCCUGGCCAGGCGGUGUUGGCAAUCGCAAAAUGGGCUCCAAUUACGCACCCACGAUCAAUGUACAAAAUGAGGCGGCCGCACGUGGUUUGCAGCAGGUGCUCUGGCUGUACGGUGAGGAUCAUCAGCUGACCGAAGUGGGCACCAUGAACAUAUUCAUGUUCUAUAUCAAUGACCAAGGAGAACAAGAACUGAUAACACCGCCCCUAAACGGUCUAAUCCUGCCCGGCAUCACACGUGACUCCAUUUUGGCGAUGGCCCGACAAUGGGGCAAGUUCAAGGUGCGCGAGAGCGUCUUCACCAUGCCCAUGGUCAGCGAACUUCUCAACCAGGGACGCCUGCUGGAACUGUUUGGCACGGGCACCGCCUGCGUGGUUAGUCCGAUCAAUAGGAUCAAUUACAUGGACCAGGACCUGUAUAUACCCACAAUGGAGCAGGAGAAACCGGUGCAUGAGCUGAUACGUGACACGCUCACGGAUAUACAAUACGGCAAGGUGGAUCAUCCCUGGUCGAUGGUGAUUGACUAAAUGCCACCAACAACAGCACGUGAUGAAACCACAAAACCACAACUCAACCCAACUAACCCAAGUUGUGUAUUAGUAGGUUAUAGUUCCAACAGUUUCUUCCUUGGGUUGCCGAUGUGCUCGAAUUUUCUGUUUGUUGCAUUUAAAUCUAUCUAUCUGCAUAUAUAUAUACAUUUUAUAUAUAAGUUAAAGGCUGGGCCUAUCAGCCAUGCUACAUUUAUAGCUACUAUAUAUAUAUAUAUAUAUAUAUAUAUAUAUAUUUAUAUAUAUACCACUCUGUACAAGUCGCACUUGAUUUUUAAUUUAUAAUUUAUUUAUGCCAGGUCUUUUUUUUUUGUCCAAUAUACUAAAUAUUUUUUGUAGUUUAGUUUGUUUUUGUAAUUGACUUAAUUCAGUUCAGAUCAGAACGGAGUCGAAUAACGAUUUCAUAAAAUUUAUGAAUGUUUUUUUUUUUGCAUGCUUUUACUUCCUUCUAAAGCAAAAGAAAAUCGAGUCAAAAAAAUAAAUAAAAAUACAAACAAUAGAAAAUAAUUUAAUUAAUAGCCAAAGUCUAAGGAACUGCCCCAUAUGCAAAAAAAAAAAGAAUAAACUAUGAAAAAAACACUUAUAUAUAAAAAAAGAAACACAACAAUCUAAAACCAAAUUCAUUUUGGAAACGUACCGGAGGCAAAUGCAUUUAUUAGUCAGUAAGUUGCCAGAGUCGAAUCCAAGUUAAGCAUUAAUCGCAUUUCUGGAAAAAUGUAUAAAUGUAUCUUUAAAUAUAUUGUUCGAGAUUGGAGGUAAAAGCGGCCUGGAGAGCUGCAGAGCAAGCUGUGACUAAACUAUUGUACCCUAGUUCUUAGACAAAAUUGUUGUAUGUUGCAUACAAUACCCUAUACGAUAAUAAAACAAAUACUAUAUGUA